AUUCCAAAUCAUUUAGCUUAUCUUGAAUUUUCUAAUGGUUUCUCUCAACGUAUUACAAGAGGUAUUAUCCCUGACUCUAUAACUUCUAUUUAUAUGGGAGAUGUGGUCUAUCCUUUAGAACCUGACUCCAUUUCAAACCCCAAGCAAAGUAUUAAUUUUUAUCCCGAAUACAUACAUCCAAGAUUAUAA
Dictyostelium purpureum is the source of this 189-nucleotide messenger RNA. RefSeq lists its product as uncharacterized. The annotation marks the transcript as partial. The transcript has a single exon. The record is from RefSeq and is a predicted model, not a curated record. NCBI's taxonomy places the organism in Eukaryota, Evosea, Eumycetozoa, Dictyosteliales, Dictyosteliaceae.